AUGCCAGAUUAUGUCUACGAGACGGGGUUUCCCGAGUGGCUGCGUCGCACGGCCGACCCGUCCGCCGGCCUGGAGGCGGUGUGUGUGGCUUGCGGCUCACCGGAGGUCGCCGAUGGCCACCCGCUGGUGGUGGGCGGCCUCUGCGCGCCCUGCCAGGACGCAAUCCGCGACACCAUGUUCGCCAUCGCCGAGGACGGCAUCAGCCCCUACUGCGUGGUCUGUUCUCGUCUGGGCCAGCUGUUAAUUUGCGACGAGAUGACCUGCAAUAGGGGCUUCUGCUCGGUGUGUCUGAGCGUGCUGAUUGAUGCGGGCGCGCCGGAGCGGCUGGCCGCGCUCCCCACCUGGCGCUGCCCCUUGUGUCACGUGUCCGGUGACGCCAGCCCGCUGCGGGGUCGCGCCGACUGGAAACACCGGGUGGCGCGUCUCUUCACCCCGCGCUCCUGCCCAACCCUGCGCCUGCCGGUGGAGCAGUUCAAGAACAGGCGGCCCAUCCGUGUGCUGUCGCUCUUCGACGGAAUCGCCACAGGGAUGCAGGUGCUGAGCCAGCUGGGGGUCGCCGUGGAGGUGUACCUGGCCGCCGAGACGGACCCGGACGCUAUCCACGUGACCGCCAUGAACCAUCCCCGCGUCACCCAGCUGGGUGCGGUGGAGACGCUCACCGAUGUCAAGAUCUCUGAACUGGCGCCGGUCGAUCUCGUGCUGGCCGGAUCGCCCUGCACCGACCUCAGCGUGGUGAACCCGGCCCCGGCGCGGCCUCUACGGUCAAUGGGCAUCCAUGCGAUCAUGGUGCGCCCGAUCCAGAGACCGUUCUUCCACAGCGUCACCUGCCCAACCAUGAUGCUGCAACUAUAA
This is a messenger RNA of Pollicipes pollicipes, 852 nucleotides long. Its product is annotated as DNA (cytosine-5)-methyltransferase 3C. Gene Ontology annotation, molecular function: methyltransferase activity. Gene Ontology annotation, cellular component: nucleus. The record is from RefSeq and is a predicted model, not a curated record. The transcript is spliced from 8 exons. The coding region runs from base 1 to 852 and encodes 283 amino acids. NCBI's taxonomy places the organism in Eukaryota, Metazoa, Arthropoda, Thecostraca, Pollicipedomorpha, Pollicipedidae.